AAGAAAAGCCUAUAUAUAUAUUACCAAGAUUUAAACUCUUAUGUUUUUGCACUAAACCAUUAAACACAUCACUCUCUAAUUGUCAACCACAUAACAUAAUCUUAAACUAUUCAACCAAUUAGUGGGUCAUUUUCUGGGUUGUUCUUCUUCUAUAAAUUUCUAGUUUUUUUUUGAACUCUUGCAGUUUUGUUUACUGCAAUGGCUCUCUGUGCAUUUUCAUUUCCUUCUCAUGCUGCAACAAGUUCAGAUCUUUACAAUGGGUUCUCUCAUUUGUUGCUCAAAACAGAUCUGUUGGGUCAAUCUUUGCAGAGAUUUAAUCAGACAAAGGGAAAGAAAAGGGCAGUUGGGAUAUGUGCAUCACUGUCGGAGACAGAAGAGUAUUAUUCACAGAGACCACCGACACCUCUGCUUGACACCAUUAACUAUCCAAUUCACAUGAAAAAUCUAUCAACCAAGGAGCUACAACAACUAUCAGAUGAACUGCGUUCAGAUGUUAUUUUCAAUGUUUCGAAAACUGGGGGUCACUUAGGAUCGAGCCUUGGUGUUGUUGAGCUCACUGUUGCUCUUCACUAUGUUUUUAAUGCUCCUCAAGACAGGAUUUUAUGGGAUGUUGGUCAUCAGUCUUAUCCACAUAAAAUCUUGACUGGGAGAAGAAACAAGAUGCAUACGAUGAGGCAGACGAACGGACUUGCUGGUUUCACGAAGCGAUCAGAGAGCGAAUAUGAUUGCUUCGGGACCGGCCAUAGCUCCACCACUAUUUCUGCUGGCUUGGGAAUGGCUGUGGGCAGAGAUUUAAAAGGAAGGAAGAACAAUGUUAUCGCUGUUAUAGGUGAUGGAGCAAUGACAGCAGGACAAGCUUAUGAAGCUAUGAACAAUGCUGGAUAUUUGGAUUCUGAUAUGAUUGUUAUACUUAAUGACAACAAACAAGUUUCUCUACCAACUGCUAGUCUCGACGGACCAAUACCACCCGUCGGAGCUUUAAGCAGUGCUCUCAGUAGGUUGCAAUCAAACAAGCCUCUAAGAGAAUUAAGAGAGGUUGCCAAGGGUGUUACAAAGCAGAUCGGUGGACCUAUGCAUGAACUGGCGGCAAAGGUUGAUGAAUAUGCUCGUGGGAUGAUCAGUGGUUCUGGGUCAACUCUCUUUGAAGAGCUCGGACUAUAUUACAUUGGUCCCGUCGAUGGUCACAACAUAGAUGAUCUUACUGCUAUUCUCAAAGAGGUUAAGAGUACUAGAACAACUGGUCCGGUUUUGAUCCACGUUAUCACCGAGAAAGGCCGGGGUUAUCCAUAUGCGGAGAGAGCUGCAGAUAAAUAUCAUGGAGUGACCAAGUUUGAUCCUGCUACUGGAAAGCAAUUCAAGGGCCAAGCUAGUACACAGUCUUACACAACAUACUUUGCAGAGGCUUUAAUCGCUGAAGCAGAAGCUGACAAGAAUAUUGUCGCAAUUCAUGCGGCAAUGGGAGGUGGAACCGGCUUAAAUCUCUUCAUGCGGCGGUUCCCUGAAAGAUGCUUUGAUGUUGGGAUAGCAGAACAACAUGCUGUCACAUUUGCUGCAGGACUAGCUUGUGAGGGUCUUAAACCUUUUUGUGCCAUCUACUCAUCUUUUCUGCAGAGGGCAUAUGACCAGGUGGUACAUGAUGUGGAUUUGCAGAAACUGCCUGUAAGAUUUGCAAUGGAUAGAGCAGGGCUUGUUGGAGCAGAUGGUCCUACACAUUGUGGAGCUUUUGAUGUCACUUUUAUGGCUUGCCUACCGAAUAUGGUGGUGAUGGCUCCUUCUGAUGAGGCAGAACUGUUUCACAUGGUUGCUACUGCCGCAGCCAUUGAUGAUCGCCCUAGCUGUUUCCGCUACCCAAGAGGCAACGGCGUUGGUGUUCUGCUGCCGCCGGAAAACAAAGGCAUACCUCUUGAGGUUGGUAAAGGCAGGAUUUUAAUUGAAGGAGAAAGAGUGGCACUUUUGGGUUAUGGGUCAGCAGUUCAGAGCUGUUUAGCUGCCGCCUCUUUGAUGGAAACCCACGAUUUACGCAUAACAGUUGCAGACGCUAGAUUCUGCAAACCUUUAGAUCAUUCCCUUAUUCGAAGUCUAGCAAAAUCACACGAAAUACUGAUUACAGUGGAAGAAGGUUCAGUUGGGGGCUUUGGAUCUCAUGUUGCUCAUUUUCUGGCUCUCGACGGUCUUCUUGAUGGAAAACUAAAGUGGCGACCAAUGGUUCUUCCGGAUAGGUACAUCGACCAUGGAUCACCGGCUGAUCAGUUCGUAGAUGCAGGUCUAACACCAUCCCACAUAGCAGCAACAGUAUUGAACAUACUUGGAAACAAAAGAGAAGCUCUGCAGAUAAUGUCAGCAUAGAGUAGAACAAUGUAAAAUAGAAAAUCACAGUAAGAUUUGUCAUGUCAUAAUCCAUUUAGUGUAAAAUGUAAAAUAGAAAAUCUCAAUAUUGUUUCAUA
Molecule: messenger RNA, 2444 nt
Organism: Mercurialis annua (annual mercury)
Lineage: Eukaryota; Viridiplantae; Streptophyta; Magnoliopsida; Malpighiales; Euphorbiaceae
Product: probable 1-deoxy-D-xylulose-5-phosphate synthase, chloroplastic
Exons: 10
Coding region: 199-2346 (715 amino acids)
Biological process (GO): chlorophyll biosynthetic process; terpenoid biosynthetic process
Cellular component (GO): chloroplast
Molecular function (GO): 1-deoxy-D-xylulose-5-phosphate synthase activity
Source: RefSeq, a predicted model, not a curated record